Molecule: messenger RNA, 1371 nt
Organism: Elaeis guineensis (African oil palm)
Lineage: Eukaryota; Viridiplantae; Streptophyta; Magnoliopsida; Arecales; Arecaceae
Source: RefSeq, a predicted model, not a curated record
AUGGAGAUCCUUUACGUCUCUGUCAUUCUCGCCUUCCUCCUCCUCUUAAACCUCAAGAGCUUUGCCCGCAGACCCAAUCCCAAAUUGCCGCCGGGUCCAUGGAAGCUCCCCAUAAUCGGAAGCAUCCAUCACCUCCUUGGCUCGCAGCCUCACCAUUCCCUGAGGAAUUUAUCAAUCAAACAUGGCCCGCUCAUGCUUCUAAAGCUCGGCGAGGUGAACACCCUCGUUGCCUCCUCCCCUGAAGCAGCCAGAGAGAUCAUGAAGACCCAUGACAUCACGUUCGCAAGCAGACCCAUUUCCGUCAGCAUCAAGAUCGCGUCGUACGGUGGCAAGAAUCUCAUCUCCGCCCCUUACGGCGACUACUGGAGGGAGGUGCGAAAGAUGUGCGUCUUGGAGCUGCUAACUGUCCAAUCCUUUCAGGUAAUUCGCGAAGAGGAGGUGCACAAUCUCAUUCGAUCCAUUUGCUCGAGUAACAACACUUCAUCACUCGUGAACCUUAGCCAGAAGCUGUUCAUGCUGAACAAUAACAUAAUUACGAGAGCCGUCGUUGGAAACAGAUGCAAGGAUCAGAGUACUUUUUUAUUUGUAUUGUCACAAAUGAUAAAACUAGUAGGAGGCUUUGAUUUGGCAGAUCUAUUUCCAUCUUCAUUGCUCAUCGGCUGCAUCAGCAGGAUGCCAUCCAAGAUGCAGAGAUAUCACCGGGAGGUGGACCGCGUCAUGGACGACAUCAUCCGUGAUCACCAGGAAAGGAAGAAGGCAAAACUAGUGGAGGAAGAUUUGCUAGAUGUUCUACUGAGAAUUCAAGAGGAAGGUGGCCUUUCAUCCGCUCCUCUCACAAUGGAUGCAAUCAAAGCUGUGGUCUUGAACAUGUUCGGGGCAGGGACCAAUACUUCGUCCGCCACUUUGGAUUGGGCCAUGGCAGAGCUGAUGAGGAAUCCAAAAGUUAUGAAGAAGGCGCAAGCAGAGGUGAGGGAGUCACUUGGCGGGAAAACGAAGGUGACUGAGAAGGAGAUUGGUGAUAUGAACUACCUGAAAUUAGUCAUCAAAGAGACCUUGAGGUUGCACCCACCAGCUCCGUUGCUAGUCCCUCGAGAGUCCCGGGAGAGGGUUGAGGUACUCGGUUACGAGAUUCCUGACAGGGGCGGCUCAACAUCUUUGGAGGCCUAAAGCUAAAAACGAAGGCGGGGCCAGGGAGGGGCCUUCUUCCGGGCUCUGGCUUUCGAGAAACGAAGGCGGACCGACGGGCCACCGGCCCGGCGCACAACCGGGGCGGAGGGGGAGUGUCGAAAAACAAAAAAAAUGAAGAAACUUACCGGUGGAGGCCGGGGGGUGGAUCGGGCGCCGGAGGCGGAGGCUGGAUGCCUGGACCGG